Messenger RNA from Coccidioides posadasii C735 delta SOWgp, 1843 nucleotides. It is a transcript of the gene NMD3, whose product is annotated as 60S ribosomal export protein NMD3. The record is from RefSeq and is a predicted model, not a curated record. Gene Ontology annotation, molecular function: ribosomal large subunit binding. NCBI's taxonomy places the organism in Eukaryota, Fungi, Ascomycota, Eurotiomycetes, Onygenales, Onygenaceae. Gene Ontology annotation, cellular component: cytoplasm; nucleus. Gene Ontology annotation, biological process: ribosomal large subunit export from nucleus.
CCCUCACAAACCUCGCUCGGAAGUGCAUCUUCAGAUCGAACUCUCCGGGUGCUGGACCGUCGGGAGGGGUUUGCGGUUAGGCUGUUCCAAUCUCUCUGUUGUUUCGGAGAGCUAUUUUCGUCACCAGAUUGACCAGGGAUCGAGCUCCUCAAAAUGUCGAUGGACCUAGACGCUCCGGUCUCGUUUGAGCCGGUUUCAUUUCAGCCGCAACAGCAGGCCGCAACAAUUCUUUGCUGCAACUGCGGCGCACCUAUAGACGGGACAACGGCGGCUGGUGCGCUUUGUGAGGAUUGUAUCAAGCUCACAAUCGAUAUAUCCGAGGGGAUCCAGCGUGAGGCUACAUUGCACAUGUGCAAAGACUGCGAACGAUGGUUACAACCGCCAAGUCAAUGGAUCAGUGCCGCUUUAGAAUCGAGGGAGCUACUGGCUCUAUGUCUUCGAAAAUUGCGAGGCCUAUCGAAGGUCCGAAUCAUCGACGCCAGCUUCUUAUGGACGGAACCCCACUCGAAACGAAUCAAGGUCAAGAUAACAAUUCAACAAGAAGUUUUCCAGGGAACAAUUUUACAACAAACGUUUGAGGUUGAAUACGUUGUCGCCUCUCAACAGUGCCCGGAAUGCGCGAAGUCGUAUACGGCUAAUACCUGGCGUGCUUCCGUCCAGGUUCGACAGAAAGUGCCGCACAAGAGAACUUUCCUGCACCUGGAACAGCUCAUUCUCAAACACGGUGCUCACAAAGAUACGAUAAAUAUCAAAGAAGUUAAAGACGGAUUAGAUUUCUUCUUUUCCCAAAGGAAUCACGCAGAGAGGCUUGUUGAUUUCCUAUCGUCGGUUGCCCCGGUUCGGGUUAAAAAGUCCCAGCAGUUGAUUUCCAUGGAUGUUCAUACGUCAACGAAGUCUUACAAGAUCUCAUUUUCGGUUGAAUUAAUACCUAUCUGCAAAGAUGAUCUCGUUGCGCUUCCGAUAAAGCUUGCGAAGUCGUUGGGAAAUAUUUCACCACUGACUCUCUGUUAUCGAGUCGGAACCUCUGUGAAUCUUCUCGAUCCAAAUACCCUCCAAAUUGCCGAUAUUCCUUCGCCCAUAUACUGGAGGUCGCCGUUUAAGAACCUGGCCGAUGUCCAAGAACUGGUGGAAUUUAUCGUCAUGGAUAUCGAGCCCAUUGGUCAUUCCAGUGGCCGUUUCUAUCUUGCAGAGGCCACAGUAGCACGCGCUUCAGACCUGGGUGUAAAUGAUACUACAUAUUUCACUCGCACGCAUCUUGGUGGCGUGCUCCACCCGGGGGACUCAGUCAUGGGAUAUCAUUUGACAGGAACCAAUUUCAACGACGAAAACUUCGAGGCCUUGGAGCAAAGUGGUACAUACAGCUCCACGAUCCCCGAUGUUGUACUAGUCAAGAAAUACUACGCCAGAAAGAAGAAGCACAAGUCUCGCAACUGGCGUUUGAAGCGCUUGGACCGUGAGGUGGAGGAUCAUCCGUCAGCCUCGUCCAGGCAGCAAGGCCAGGAUCGCUUGGAGGAAGAUUUCGAGAUGUUCUUGCGUGAUAUCGAGGAGGAUACGGAGCUAAGGAGUACGUUGGCAUUGUACAAGGCCCAGCAGAAACCAAGGGGCCAUGCCGAUCAGAUGGAUGGUGUCGAAAUGAAUGUUGAUGAUGACAGUGAUGAUGAUGACGUUCCUAAGAUCAAUAUGGAUGAGUUGCUAGAUGAGUUCGAGGAGCUCAAUAUGGAGGAUGGUCAAUAAGUGAUUUUUAUUUUCUCUUCGGGAUUCCUGCAGGCGUUUGGGAAUUCGAGACGCAAUGUCUCUCGUUUUGGUGAUCUUACCUGGGCCCGGAAAAUUAACCAAAAGCAGA